CGUAACGCAUGAUAAGUUUUCAGGAGCGUCUGUGAGUGGGCAGAUUGAAUGUAAAACGACGGUUUUAUCGAGUUACAGAUAAUCCAGUUUUGAUUUUUGGUGUUCAGAUUUUAUUCUAUUAGACACAAAUACGUAUGAAUUUGGCAACUGGACAAAUUAGAGUAAAAUGACUCUACAAUCUGAAGACAGAAAAAACCAUCCCGAUCUAAAUUCUCACGAAAGGUCGGAAGUUCUACAACAGCCACGUAGGAGUAUAAUAAUUCGCACAUCGGAUAAUAUCGAAAACGAAUAUCCCGGACGAACCAGUGAAGAACCUAAUACAUCUGACGGCAAAAAAAUGAUGAUGGACACUCUGGAAGAUUAUGAUUUGCAUGAGUCUCCUCCGGACAAGAGAUUAAAGUUAGAUGGAAACAUUCCUCAACACGUGGCGGCGCAGUUGCCAAGAGUAUUGGACAUGAACGUUACUCUAUGGCAAUUUCUUCUCGAAUUAUUGAUGGAUGGAAACAACAGUCAUCUGAUAAGCUGGACUUCCAAUGACGGAGAGUUCAAGCUUCAUAACUCAGAAGAGGUUGCGAGACUUUGGGGUCUGAGAAAAAACAAGACAAAUAUGAAUUACGAUAAAUUGAGCAGGGCUCUCCGAUAUUAUUACGAUAAAAAUAUUAUCAAAAAAGUGAACGGACAAAAAUUCGUCUACAAAUUUGUAUCCUUCCCUGAAAUAAUAAAAACAGAAACAAAGAUUCCAUUUCGAGUCAAGAUGGAACGAAUGAGUCACCCAUCGUCAGAAAGCGCUGACGAAGGAAGAGCAUCACCACCCACGCAGUCGAGCAUGUCAAGUCACGUGAUGGACAAAUUGGAAAAUUACAAUAACAGCGCAGAUGAGCGAAUGUGGCGACCAGCCCAGCAAAGUACAGGACUUAGCUUCCCGCCAAAUAAACGAGACAUUUACGGAUCCCAAUAUUCCCAAAGUCCAAGAUAUGAUGCUGGUUCUGAUGAAGAAGAAUUGUCACGAAGGAGGACGGAAUACGCAAACGCCAUGAAGUAUAUGAAUCCUUUGUCUGGCAUUGAGAGUCUAACGAAAGAAGAACAAGUCGCCAGAUCAGCAGUGGCUUUUUGGGCCGAGAUACAGCAGGCGGCGGCUGUAGCUGCCGCAGCGAAUCUUCACAAAAAUUCUGUUCAACAACCUAGAAACAGUGCGGAUUUUGGAAGAUCCAGUCCUCGACGUUCAUACUCGCCACCAAGUCCUAAUAGACUAAGCAACGCUUGGCAGAAUCAUAACAGCAACAACAUGUACAAUAAAACACACGAGCAACUUCAACAACAAGCACUGUAUGAUCGACUGUAUAAUAUGCAAAAACUGUCCGAAAGCAGGAAUUCAAGAAGGACACCACCACAAGAUCAAGAUUCGUAUUCAAGAAACCGGCACCCCGAAUCUUAUAUCAAAGAAGAAGUCGAUAUUGACCGAUAUCAGCAAUCUUCAUCUGGAAGCCAAAAAUCAAUUUCUCGACACCAAGAGAUAAUGGAACAAAGAAUGAAUGAAGAGCGUAAGAGAAGCACGGAAGAACUGAUCAAUUAUAAUAACAGGGCUCUACAGAAUGCCAUCCUGGCACGGGCACCUAAAAACGACUUAUUUGGCGAAUCGCCGUUCACGGUACAUUCUCAGGGUUCGCUCGCAGUGACGUCUAACCAUUCUCCAGAUGGGCGAUCCCAUUCUGAUGACAGAGCAAGACAAGAAAUGCGAUCAUAUUCACCUGCCAAUCACUCAUCACCAGAAUCAUCUCAUAUUCAUAAAUCACCUAUUCAUCCACAUAUUCAUCAUAGUUCUGGUCCAACAAUACAACUACACCGACCAUCCGAAGAAAAACCAUCUCUUCGACAUCCUCAUCUUCGCUUCCGUGAAAGGUCACCCACGCCACAAAAAGGUGAAAGCACGCCUUGUAAAGUUAGCAGCCGAUCGUCUUCACCCAACGAACGUUUUGACAAAAGUGAUGUAAAAUCCAGCGAAUUGAAGUUUCCUGCAAGAGCCGCAUCACCAAUAGACCCCGUUGCCAUGACAGCAUCGUUUGAUUCUCAAAAUACCAAUGCAGCAGCCACCGCAACGAUGUUGAUGAUGAGAAUGAUGGGUAAUCAUGUACCGCGUGGAAUUAUGGGACAAAAUGACAAUAAAUCAGAUGGUGAGGCCUCAAUAAACAUGAAAGAAGAACAAGAAAACAAAACUAAAUCAUAUUCUUUCAAACAAAGAGACGAGUUGUUGAAAGAACUAGGUCUCCCCAAGUGUGAUGUAUUAUCGAACGUCCUUCCAUUGUCGCAAGUAAGACAAGGAGAAAAACCUUUGAAUCUAUGCACAUCACCACGAUCUUCUGCUUCUUCUCCAAAAUCCACUACCUCUUCCAGGAACUCACCCGUACCAAACUUCAACAGAAAACGAAAAGCCGACAGUCUGAAUGGAUCGAGGCCAAACUCUCGACCUAAUUCAGUAUCGCCACUCACUAUAGAAAGAACAACAAGUUCGCCGCAAUUGGAAAAAUCUAUCACGAAAACGAAUGAAGGUACCAAUAAAAUCCGACGAAAUAUUUCCGGUAAAAAGUCGAUUGACAGGAAGCCCAGUCCUAUUGACCUCAGUCGAGCGAAAAGAAGUGGUGAAGACGGUGAUGACUUCGGUAUGUUGCCUAGGUUUCACGCUGGACUCUUGGGAAACGUGUCGUUAUUUCCUGACGGACGAAGCAUUAACACUCCAGACGCUGUUUCUCGGAAAACCCCAUCCGAUACAACUGGAUCGUUCUUUUCGGGACCAGCAUUGAUGACUCCGUCACCAAUGGUAAUACCAAGCAUUACAUUCUGGAGUACGCUCAGCCCGAUGAGCGCUAAAGAUGGCGAAGCACCUAAGUUUUCAUUCAUGCCUUCAACGACGAAUUCAAAUUCACCGAACUCGAAUCAGACAAUAUUUCAAUUCCCCACUAUAGUAAACGGUCAAAUGACAUUAGCAGGAGUUCCCGUUCGACCUAUCGCCGCAGCACUCGGCCACCCUAUUCCAGCAAGUCACGUAAGCACAGUUGCAACUCAACUAUCAAGCAAGAUUACAUCAGUUUCCUCUCCACUCACUCAGCAAUCACCAAACGAACUAUCUGUUCCCACUUCAUAAAUAGAAUAUUGAUGAUGCAAUUUUUUUAAAUUUCUUAUUAACUUUUUGUAAUCGAUGUUAUAUCGACGAAAUGAUUGCAUAUUUAUUAUUGCUAUAAGUUGCCAAUUUUCAUGCUUCCAAUAUUUUUUGUGAAAAAUAAUAGAAUAACAAAGCAAAUAUGAAUAUAAUGUUGUCAUGAAUGCGCUACUUCCACGUAAUUUGACCAUGGUAUUUCCUCAUAUUGGUCAAAGCUAUGACCUGAUCAGCUGUGACGAUAGUUUGUUAUCUCGAUUUUGGUCUUAUGUUUCAGUUAUAAAUAUAGUUAAUUUCAUUACAUGUAGCUCCAUUGACCAUUAUACAGACAUAAAUACAUACAUAAAUUAACAAUAUCCUCUGUGGGAAAUCUGUAUGAAUGUACACCAUAUAUUCUCCAGCACCUUAGUACCAGAGUACUGAUCUAGUACUAAUUUUUCAAAGCAUUACAAUGUACAAGCAUAAAUUUUUUGAUGAACAUGGUAUUUUAAAAGGUAAUCUAAAAAAAGCUGUUUUGUUUGAACAACAAAUUUUUUUAAUCACUAUUUUAUUUAAAUCAUAAAAAUGAAAGUAAUUAAAAAUUCUGCAUAACAAAAUGUACUUAGAUAUACGUAACCCAACUUUGAAUAAAUUUAAAACUUCAGAAAUAAUUUCAUUUGACGCUUAAUUUUGAAAAUUGUGUCAUUUUAGUACAAUCAGAAACAUUUUAAGUGCUGUCCAGUAAGCACCACUGGUUCAAAUUUGACAAAAAAAGUUUUAAUUUCCACUGUUUUUUUUUGUGAUCUUGGAAUAUGUAUGCCAUAUGGGUCGGGCAUUUUGAUUUUGAAUGUCGACUGAAAUAUUUUGGUCUAGCAUGAACUAUUUGCCAACAAUUCUGGGCCUAAAUCUAAUGAAGAAACUAAUUCUACUUCACACCUAUAGUUUGUACAUUUCACAACAACAGCCAUACAUAACCACUGGUUCCAUCCACAUAUUUGAUUUGUACUCAUAUUGAUUAAUAUUAUGAAUGUUUGUACUGUAUUUCCUCACAUUUUCUUCGCUGUUGCCAACUUGUUUGUACUCUAUUUUGCAUUCAUUUGAGACUGAUUUGGUUUUUACGUUGCUGCAUCAUAGCCUAUUAUUACAACACUGUUUCAAUUUUCUGUCGCCUGUUUUAUGCUUUCGUAUGCUACUUUUUGCAAUUCUACUGUUUCAUCGCGACCGAUCGGUUCUAUAUUACAAUUGCAAUGCUGUUCGCUUUAUUAUUUUUUCAAACUUAUGUGUAAUUUUUUUGUUUGGGUGAGUCGUGGAUAAGCGACUGACAAAAUGGACGCUUCUUAUUUCUAUUAAAAUUUUCUAAAAACA
Molecule: messenger RNA, 4495 nt
Organism: Styela clava
Lineage: Eukaryota; Metazoa; Chordata; Ascidiacea; Stolidobranchia; Styelidae
Biological process (GO): cell differentiation; regulation of transcription by RNA polymerase II
Cellular component (GO): nucleus
Molecular function (GO): DNA-binding transcription factor activity, RNA polymerase II-specific; sequence-specific DNA binding
Source: RefSeq, a predicted model, not a curated record